Messenger RNA from Jatropha curcas, 2052 nucleotides. Lineage: Eukaryota; Viridiplantae; Streptophyta; Magnoliopsida; Malpighiales; Euphorbiaceae. The record is from RefSeq and is a predicted model, not a curated record.
UUGGCAGCGUCAUCACCACUUGGAGGUAGAUUGAGCAUUAUUGGUUUUAAGUUUUGGCCAACCAAACCAACCAGCAACGAAGCUGCUGCCGAAGAUGAGGGUCUUACUCUGCCACUGUAAUUCAUCCUCUGCACUCCCGCUAUCAUCAUCAUCAGCAUCAUCCUCAGCAACACUAACCAAUAAACCUCCGAUUAUCCUCAGCUUCAGCACUAACAACAACAACUGGGCCAAAAAAGCCUUACUUAGAGCUUUCACUGGAGCUCUCUCUUUGAACCUUUUACUAUCUUCUCCAUUUUCUCUCGCAUCAGUGUCAUCACCCCCGUCGGUACAACUACAAUCGCCUUCUACUCCGCCUAAUUCUUCGAUAGAGAAUUGUUCAGAAGAAGAGGAAAACAAAUAUCGAGAAGAGAUUACUGGACCUCAAGCGGUGACCAAUGAGGGAAUUGUGGAGGAAGCUUGGCAGAUAGUUAACGACAGCUUUCUAGAUACUGGCCGCCAUCGCUGGACUCCUGAAUCUUGGCAGCAAAAAAGAGAGGAUAUUUUGAGCACUUCCAUUCAGAGUAGAUCGAAGGCUCAUGAUAUAAUUAAGAGGAUGCUGGCUAGCUUGGGUGACCCUUAUACACGUUUUCUUUCACCUGCUGAGUUCUCGAAGAUGGCAAGGUAUGACAUGACAGGUAUUGGGAUAAACCUUAGGGAAGUUCCUGACGAGAGUGGAAUGGGGAAACUGAAGGUACUAGGUCUCCUACUGGAUGGGCCUGCUCAUACUGCAGGUGUAAGACAGGGGGAUGAAGUAUUAGCUGUCAAUGGAGAGGAUGUCAGGGGGAAGUCAGCUUUUGAAGUAUCAUCUUUAUUACAAGGCCCAAAUGAAACAUUUGUAACAAUUAAGGUGAAACAUGGCAACUGUGGACCUAUUCAAUCUUUAGAAGUUCAAAGGCAACUCAUUGCUCGUACACCAGUCUUUUACCGCUUGGAACAAGUAAACAAAGAUGCCACUUCUGUUGGGUAUGUGCGCUUAAAGGAGUUCAAUGCAUUGGCCAAAAAAGAUUUGGUAAUUGCAAUGAAGCGACUUCAAGACAUGGGUGCCUCAUAUUUCGUACUGGAUCUUAGAGAUAAUCUUGGUGGACUAGUACAGGCUGGAAUUGAGAUUUCCAAGCUCUUUCUUAAUGAAGGGAAGACGGUGAUUUAUACUGUUGGUAAGGAUCCCCAGUACCAAAACACUAUAGUUGCUGAUACUGCGCCAUUGGUUACAGCUCCUGUUAUUGUUUUGGUGAACAACAAAACUGCUAGUGCAAGUGAAAUUGUGAGUGACUUCAUUUACCAAAUUAUGUGCAAUUCUUUGGCUAUUGCAGUUGCGGUACUGUUGUUGAAGCUCUUAUUUCAGGUUGCAUCUGCUCUUCAUGAUAACUGUAGAGCAGUUCUUGUGGGAGAAAGAACUUUUGGCAAGGGUUUGAUUCAAUCAGUUUUUGAGCUUCGCGAUGGGUCUGGAGUGGUCGUCACUGUUGGGAAGUAUGUCACACCAAAUCAUAUGGACAUAAAUGGCAACGGAAUAGAGCCUGAUUAUCGAAAUUUUCCAGCUUGGGGUGAUGUUACGCGGCAUUUAUUACAAUGCAAUAUGAAUCAACAAGGAUAAAACUCUGAGUUUACCGUACGUUUCUUGAAAAUUUGAGCAUAUUGAAGUGAAGACAUGAUAUAAUCAGCUGAUGGGUGAUUGUGCUUUUAAAGCAAACUUACAUGUUAACUGAAAAGCAUGUCUCCACCGAAGGCAUCUGCUUCUGCAUGAUUUCUGAUGGAUCACUUGCUUCACAAAGAUACUGGUUGGGGAGAUGCCCUUUCCAUUUCGAUGUGCAUUGAUAAUUGAAAAUGUCAGCUGAAUUCUGGUGGAAGGUCCAAGUUGUUGAUCAGUUGAACCUCGUAAGAUUUUUUAGAAAUUUGUGUUUAGAAAAAGGACAUUUCAUUUCUUACAAUUUGAUUCGAUAUGGAAUUUUAACUUUCUCGGAACUUGUGAAAGGUUAUUUGCAAUUGCAAGUUUGCAACUACAGAGACUUCUUUAUA